This is a messenger RNA of Synchytrium microbalum, 990 nucleotides long. RefSeq lists its product as uncharacterized. NCBI's taxonomy places the organism in Eukaryota, Fungi, Chytridiomycota, Chytridiomycetes, Synchytriales, Synchytriaceae. Gene Ontology annotation, molecular function: protein binding. The record is from RefSeq and is a predicted model, not a curated record. The transcript is spliced from 5 exons. Bases 1 to 990 code for a protein of 329 amino acids. Gene Ontology annotation, cellular component: nucleus.
AUGGAGAAGUUGAUGAUGAUGGGAAUCAAAAAGAAGCAAGAGUCGUACUAUGAAUUAUUUCCCUCCGCUGACAAGAAUGUAAAAGUAAAGGAGAUCGUUCAUGGCACGACCGGUAGUGGAAAGACAAUGAUUCGACGGGGUCUUGUGAUAACUAAAAGCUUCAAGGCUGGUGAAGUCAUAUAUAGUGAGAAGCCAGUCGUUGCUCAACUUAACAGCCCGACAAUGGACUUUUGUGAAUAUUGUCUAAAAGACCUCUCGAAACUGGGCCCAGACGAUUUGGUUUCUUGUGACCAUUGUGACAAGGCUCAAUACUGCUGCAGCACAUGUCAAAAGACAGCUUGGGCUGAAUACCACAAAUUCGCUUGCGCUGCCACUGACUUGACUGAAUAUACAGUAGAGAGUAAAUCAAAAAUAGCUCUCAUGGUGCUCAAGUUUAUGGGUCGAGUCAUCAAAGAGGACCAAGAAAAUCCUGAAUCUGCGUCAGAAAGCACAUACUCUAUCUUUGAUCAUGUUGAUCGAUUACAAUUCUUAGAAUUGAAGCCUUCAGCUACGGAUGAAAAGGAAUUGGCUAUGGUGUUGAGUGCGUUUGGUACAAAGGUGCCUCAGUUUGACGCAUUCUUGACAAUGGAGCGAUACAUGAUGUUGAAGGGCCGAUUUAUUUAUAAUGCCAUCGGAAUCUCAUUCCCUACCACCAAUACCGUAUUACCAGCAUCAUCAGAUAACGUCCGCUCCUCUACAUCUGAUCCAGCAAGUGGGUCUGGAGUAUAUCAAGUGUCAUCAUAUAUAUCCCACUCGUGUAGUCCAAACUCUACUAUUCGAUUCACUGGUGAUUCUCAAUUGGAACUUGUGGCCGACUCGGAUCUGAAUGACGGCGAUGAGAUCUUUGUUAGUUGGAUUGCCAAGGGUAAAGAUGGGCGAUCGAGACGAGAAGAGCUGCAUGCCAAGUACAGAUUCCGAUGUCAGUGUCCCACUUGUGCAUCUGAGUCAUGA